Knipowitschia caucasica is the source of this 1815-nucleotide messenger RNA. The record is from the annotation of a GenBank genome assembly. Lineage: Eukaryota; Metazoa; Chordata; Actinopteri; Gobiiformes; Gobiidae.
AUGGCAGAAGUCAGUGAUAGCCCUGUGCCUGUGACGCCACCUGUGGAUGAGGAGAGGUCCACAGCGCUCCAAGAGGACAGUAAACCUGGGGAGGGCGAAUCAUCAGACCCCACCAUGUAUCGCUACAUCAAAAACGACCUCUUUACCUCUGAGAUCUUUAAGGUGGAGAUUCGAAACCUGCCUAAAUUUACAGGGUUUAAUGAUCUGAAAAAGUUUUUGGCCAAGCACAACCUCAACCCGCACAAAAUCAAGCUAUUUGGAAAGCAGACGUUUGCUUUUGUGACCUUUAAAAAUGAAGAGGAGCGAGAUAAGGCAAUGAAGUUGGUGCAUGGGAUGCAGUGGAAAGGCCAAGUGUUAAGUGUUAGGCUGGCGAAGCCCAAAGCAGACCCCAUCAUGAGAAAGAGGAAGCAGGAGGAGACUGAGGGGCCUCCAUCGAAGAAGGCAGAGGGAGAAGAAGAGAAGGAGGAGGAACUGAGUGUCCAGAUCGCCAAUGUGGUCACGCCGCUAUGGAAUAUACCCUAUGAGGAACAGCUCCGCAGGAAAGAGCAGGAGGUGGUGUCUGUGCUGCAGAGACUGGCCAAGGAGAUUGGCAACACCAACAAAGCCAUGUUACCGUGGCUGUUUGCACAAAAGGGAAAAUAUAACAACAUGUGCUGCCCAUUGGAAGAUAUCCGUCCUUCCCCUACCCAGAGGGAGUACAGAAACAAGUGUGAAUUCCUGAUUUCAAUGGGGGCAGAUGGAGAGGACAAAACUAUAGGAUUUCGACUGGGAAAAUAUAAAGGAGGCUCUUGUGCCGUGGUCGGUCCAGCUGAGACCAGUCACGUCUCAGCCGAGGCCAAAAGAGUGGUCCGUGAGUUCCAGAAGUUCAUCAGGACAACUACUUAUUCAGUGUACAGCCCAGAGACUUACGAAGGGCACUGGAAGCAACUAACAGUUCGAACUACAAGGACAGGACAAGCUAUGGCGGUAGCUUUCUUUAAUCCACAGAAACUCGAGGAGACUGAACUGGACACUUUGAAAAGCUCCAUGAAAAAGUACUUCAUGGAGGGAGAGGGGAAAGAGGGCGGCAUCACAUCGCUUUACUUUGUCAGAGAAGGGCAAAGGACAUCUCCUAACCCUGAAGACUUGCCCUGUGAGCUGGUGGGCGGAGAGAGCUGCAUUUUUGAAGAGCUUUUGGGACUCAAGUUUCGAAUCUCACCACAUUCAUUUUUCCAGGUGAACACGGGAGCGGCAGAGGUGCUGUACUCUACGGUUGGAGAGUGGGCCCAGUUGGAUGAGAACAGCACACUCUUGGAUGUUUGCUGUGGGACCGGGACCAUUGGGAUAUCUUUAGCAAAGAGGGUGAGAAAGGUGAUAGGCAUUGAGCUUUGUCAAGAGGCAGUGGAGGAUGCCAAAGUCAAUGCAAAACUUAAUGGUCUGAGUAAUAUUGAAUUUCAUUGUGGCAAGGCUGAGGAUGUGUUCCCCAGUAUCCUGAGUGGUCUUGUUACAUCCAACCUCACCGCAAUUGUGGAUCCACCAAGAGCAGGCUUGCAUUCCAAAGUGGUCCUUGCUAUUCGAAGAGCAGAGCACCUGAAGAGGCUGGUCUACGUUGCCUGCAAUGCAAAAGCUGCUAUGACCAACUUCAUUGACCUGUGCCGGGCCCCUUCAAACAGAGUCCACGGAGCCCCCUUCCGGCCGGUGAAGGCCCUAGCCGUGGAUUUGUUCCCCCAGACGAUGCACUUUGAGCUGGUUCUACUUCUGGAGCGAGUGGGAUAUGAAAGCAAACCACCAGAGGACAGUGGCAGUCAGCACCAGCAGCAGCAGCCAGGGUCAUAG